AUGUUUGGGCAGGAAAGUGUUCCUGUCAGUUGCUUCUUUGCGAAAGUCUCACCAAAAAGGUGUUCACUUCUUGUAGUUUGUGUCUUUGGCAUUUGCUUGCUUUGCGAGUUUUGCGACUUGUGCUUUGCGUCCGAUAACCUUGAACUCUUCUGGUCUUGGAAGCGCUUUGCCUACUCAAAGUUCUUCAAAUCCUCAAGCGUUGGCUCAAAGCCUUUAGAACUCUGGAGAAAAGAUGGAUGUCGGAACUGUUUGACGCCACUGCGAUUGGCAGACUUGUGCAGACUGGAUUUCCGGUGGGAGCUGCAGAUUGGGGACAAAGAUGCACGAGUUCUAAGAGCAGCAGCAACGCUUGCAGUGGCAGACUGGGCUCGCCGUACUGCUAUGCAAAAAGGUGGUGCUUCGGCUUCCUCUGCCCAAGAAGGUGUUCAGCGUGCGAUCGCUAAGGCCCAGUCACUUCUGAUGCAAGUCUUGCCAGGCGAUGCCAGUUUUCUCGGCCUUGAAGAAUUGUCCACUUUGCCUGGUGGAGCAGAGCUCUUUUGGCUUUUGGAUAGGCUUCAAUGCGCAUCUAUGGUCGAUAUCGUUGUACAACCUCAUCAGUUCUGGAUGGGAGCUGACAAUGUUGGAAUGCGGAACGACGUGAAGAUCAACUACCAGCUAUUUGUCUUCCCGUACAGGGAAUUGGUAUCUGAUUUUGUCCGGGCUCGCAAAGUACCUUAUUGCAAUGAAUCAAUCCUGCGUGUGGUACAAACUUUGGCUCGACGCUUGCACCGAACGAGAGCUUCUGCAGUUCACGUGGUUGAGAUCGGCGCAAAUCUUGGCGACUGCUCUGUAUGGCUUGCAAAACGUAUGCAGGCAGUUCCAGGUCUUCGUCGUAUCAAGGUGCUCGCUUUAGAAGCAGUUCCUGCUGCCGCAGCAGUUUUUCAAAAGUCUGUGGAGUGGAACAAUUUGACCGACGUGAUUCAGGUUGUGAAUGUCGCAGCAGGACAGCUGAAGGGAGCUGUAAGUCUCCAAGCAAAGCCAAUGAGUUCAAACUCAUACACGGUGGCUGAGGGUUCCUCGCCAGAUUUCGCAACAGUGGAAACAAGAGCGUUGGAUGACAUAACUCCUUUCUCCAACAUCAACCUCAUAGUCAGCCAUACCAAUGGGCAAGAACUGUCUGUCCUUCGAGGAGCCAUGCGGAUUCUCCGCAAGUCUCCGAAAAUCAUCAUCGUUUUGCAGCUGUAUGGACCAGAAUCUGGCGUCAUCCGUGACCCUACUUACGAUCCAUGUCGCCCAGUCAGGUGGCUAGUACACAGAGGCUUCGAGAUUUACCUCUCACACCGGAAAGGUCUGCGGCUUGAGGCUCCAGGAGUGCUGCGCCGCUAUUUUGCAGAAGGGCAACAAGUUGUGAACGUCAUUGCAGUGCGAAAACACCGGAGGCGUCUUUUGAGCGAACCUCCGGUGAUGCAAAAGCCACGGACAUGCUUGGACUUAUCAAAGGGCGAGCGUCCAAACAGUUGGGCCGAGGUUGACGGCCGGGUAUUGAGGGAAAAUCUGCACAUUGUUCGGAUCUACUUAGAAACGCACUUUGCAGAAGCUCCACCAAUUGGAGCUGUUUUGAAGGCAAAUGCUUAUGGACAUGGUGCAGUAUUGGCAGGCAGAGUCCUAGCUUCAGCGAAGAUCGAUGCACUUUUUGUGUCAGAAGUUGAGACUGGGUUGAUUUUGCGCAUGGCCCCGGAAGUGCCGAUGUUUUUGCCCAUGAUCUUGCUGUAUCGAUCACCCGGGAUGGCCACGAUGUGCAAACUGGCUUCUGCAAACAUUACCGUCUCUGUCCUGUCCAUGGCUUGGCUCCAACAGGCGCUUCGGUGGCCAUCUUGCAGCUCGAAAGUAAGGCUUCACAUCAUGGUGGAUACUGGCCUAAAUCGAGAAGGUUUGGCAGCCCAGGAGGUCGCUGAAGCGGCAACGAUUGUUUUGCAAAAGUGGCCCAGCUGGUCUCUGGAUGGCUUCUACACCCAUUGGUGCUGCGUGUACGACCCUGUUGAGAUGCAUCGUUCACUUGCAGUAUUUGAACAUGCGCUGGGACUUGUGCAGGAAGCCAGGAGCACUUUUGGAGAUGCUGGAAAUCAGCCACUAACAGUCCAUACUUCAAGCAGCUCAAGCAUUCUUUUUGGAGUGCACUACGAUCUGCUGAGAAUUGGUGGUUUGCUAUUUGGAGAUCCUGUGGCAAUUUCGGAUGGUGCCGGGGGGACAAUGCGCUUGCCCGGACCACAUCGAACGCUUCUGUGGAAAAGCAAGAUAACUACAAUGCGCUGGUCUGUGCCUGGAGAGCGCUUCUCCAGAUGCACAGCCAACUAUGGUUGUGAACGCGGACCAGUUUUCGAAAAACGAAUGUUGCUGGGGACUAUUCCGGUAGGUGCGUAUGAGUUCAGCGAUUCCAAUAUCGUGAGUAGUCACUUUCGAGAGAAGCUGAAUUUGAUCGAGAAGUCCACGGAUGCCAUCUUGGUAGAAAUUCCUAGUACUUCGCGAAGCUUUCACCAAGCAUUUGAAGGUAUGGAGGUGCUCCUAUGCGCUGAAAGCUGUGUGCAGGGGCUGUUCAAUGUUCCAGAGCAUGUGCCACGAAUACUCGUGCAAGAUCCGACCGGGCCACAGUACGCCCCAUCUGGAGAUAACUUCUACCCCGUUGAGUUGAACGGGGCCAUCUUCGACUCCUUCAAUCUGCGGGUUGUCUUCGAAAGGGACAAGACGGGCUUUGAAGAGAGCAAGGAAUUUCCAAUCCGCACAAACACGGUGGUUGCUGCGAGGUAUCAGAUCAUUGAAUAUCUCGGUUCCGCCGCGUUUUCUCGAGCUGUGCAGUGUUUGGACUUGGACACUAACAAGAUGGUUUGCAUGAAGAUCAUCAAGAAUGACAAGGACUUUUUUGAUCAAUCACUGGACGAAAUCAAGCUCUUGAAGUACAUCAAUGUAAAUGGCAACGUUGAUCACAACCAUGUUUUGCGCCUCUAUGACCACUUCUAUCACAAGGAGCAUUUGAUUAUUGUGACCGAACUGCUCCGCGACAAUUUGUAUGAAUUUAGCAAAUACAACAGAGAAUGUGGCGACGAACCUUAUUUUACUAUGGGUCGCCUACAAAAGAUCUCAAAGCAGAUUUUGACCGCUCUGGAGUACGUUCAUUCUUUGCGACUCAUACAUUGUGACCUAAAGCCAGAGAACAUUUUGAUCAAGUCGUACAGCAGGUGUGAGGUCAAGGUCAUAGACUUUGGCUCUUCUUGCUUCGUGGACGACCACCUCUCUUCGUACGUGCAAUCAAGGUCAUACCGUGCACCGGAGGUGAUGCUGGGUCUUCCGUACGACCAGAAGAUUGACCUUUGGUCCUUGGGCUGUAUCAUUGCAGAACUUUGGACAGGCUAUGUCCUCUUUCAAAAUGAUUCAGUGCAAAGCUUGCUGGCUCGAAUUCUGGGCAUUGUUGGUGACUUUCCGUAUCAUUUGAUGACAAGCGGAAAAUAUGUCCCGCAGUAUUUCACUCAGGACGGGCAGUUGUACCAAGAAAUUGAGGGGCAGCCUUGCCCAGAACGCGGACGUCGCUUGCAUUUGCUGGUGCCAAAGAAGACGUCACUUCGCCAGCGCAUGCGAACAGAUGAUGAGCUUUUCCUUGACUUCCUGUCGCAAUUGUUGCAGCCCGUCAUGUGCUCUUUGCGGAAUCUGGCUGCAAAGGAAAAAGAUGGCCUGAACAAGCUGAGAUUCUGGGGCAAGGUUCUGGGAACAGAGGCGGACUACUAUGUUGCGGAGGCACAGCGAGAUGGUGGCGGAGAUGAGCCAGACCCUGACGCAGAUCAACCUGGUCAGGGUGCAAACCAAUUCACGUACUAUGUGACCAACGAUUUGGCGGGAGAGUGGCGCAAACUUCCAGACAUAAAGCCAAAUCAGAUCGUUGCAGCGCGGGCGAUCAAGAGGCUGCUGACAGGAAAUGCAGGAUCCAAGGUAAUUACACAUCCUUUCUUUGAUGGGAAAGAAGAGGUGUACCUCCGAGCACAGAUUGCCCGGAUCGCUGCAGACACGGUCCUUUGCCCAAAGGGCUUCUUGAAGAAGGAGGAUGAGGAGUCGCCAGUUGAGCAGAACGAGGAGUUCGUUUGCCCGCCUUCAUCCGAACUCCAGAAGAAGGAGGCAUGGACCCACAUGCAGCCGCAUCUCUUGCUUAGUGGGCGUACUGUCCACCCAGAGAUUCCGGAGGGUGACACACCCGAAGAAAUUGCAUUGGCUGACAAGAUGAGGGAGGAACAAGCGGCGGACCCAGUUCCAGAGAUCAUUCGUGGCCUACAUGAAGAUCACUUGCAGUGGAGCAUCAAGCAGGCCGGUGAUCCAACGAUGUACCGGUCUGUACCAGAUCCGGCUGCUCCUUUGAGGUCAAGCGCCGUUGUAUACGUCCGUUCACUUUCUUGGCCUGGUGCGGUCUGUGCCAUCCGCAAUGGGCAGUUUGUGAAUAUUUAUGUCGGUUAUGGUCUCGGAGCCGUGAGCAGCAACUUCUUUCCCAUGGCACCUCCAGAUGUCCAAGACGAGCCAGAGGACCCCGGAGAGGUUGAGGAGCCGCAGGGUUCUUUGGAAGAACCGCCGGCUCCAGAGGAGUGA
Messenger RNA from Cladocopium goreaui, 4602 nucleotides. Lineage: Eukaryota; Dinophyceae; Suessiales; Symbiodiniaceae. The record is from the annotation of a GenBank genome assembly.